Molecule: messenger RNA, 339 nt
Organism: Cooperia oncophora
Lineage: Eukaryota; Metazoa; Nematoda; Chromadorea; Rhabditida; Trichostrongylidae
Source: the annotation of a GenBank genome assembly
AUGGAGUCCUAUGUCGAUGAUGGAGCUAUUUCGGGUAACUCGAAUGACUCUGAUAUGACCGAUAUCACGGUAGAACCAGCUAUGAGCCCCUCUGGGCCUGAAACAUGUAGGCAGGCUUGCGUGGAAAUCGUAGAACGAACGGAAAAGUUGUUCGACUAUUUGUCUGUAUAUACUGACCAACUAUCUGCUCAAGGAGACAGAGAAGCUCUGCAUGAACUGGAAAAAAUGGAGUCUGGAAUCAUGACAGUUAUACAAGAGAUAGCAUACGGCAAAAAGGCGUCGAAGGCUGCUUUGCUUCUUCGGAGAGAUCUUGCAAUUCCGCCAAUGCCGUACACCUGA